Aspergillus versicolor CBS 583.65 is the source of this 2391-nucleotide messenger RNA. RefSeq names its product beta-glucosidase. NCBI's taxonomy places the organism in Eukaryota, Fungi, Ascomycota, Eurotiomycetes, Eurotiales, Aspergillaceae. The transcript is spliced from 4 exons. The record is from RefSeq and is a predicted model, not a curated record. Bases 1 to 2391 code for a protein of 796 amino acids. Gene Ontology annotation, biological process: glucan catabolic process. Gene Ontology annotation, molecular function: beta-glucosidase activity.
AUGGUGCAAUUCAAAGCCUGCUUCUUGCUCCUCAAUGUGGCAGCUGCGCAUGCAGCCGUCCUCCAGGAUGACUCUUACUUUUACGGCCAGAGUCCACCGGUCUAUCCCACUCCCAAUAUGACUGGGGAUGGCGAAUGGGGACACGCACUUUCCAAAGCUCAGAGGCUGGUGGCACAAAUGUCCCUUGAAGAGAAGCUCAGUCUCACUGGAGGGGUUAAGAACGACACGAGUGGCUGUGGGGGGAAUAUUCCGGCUAUCAAUCGGCUUGGAUUCCCCGGAAUGUGUCUCCAAGAUGGCCCCAAUGGGAUCAAGGGAUCAGAGCUUGUCAACGGCUAUCCAUCCGGCAUUCAUGUUGGCGCGAGCUGGAAUAAAUCCCUCGCUUACCACCAGGCGCACGCUAUUGGUGGUGAGUUCAGACGAAAGGGUGUGACCUUGGCACUCGGCCCACCGGUUAUCGGUCCUCUGGGACGACUUGCGCUUGGAGGCCGCAACUGGGAGGGCUACGGCAAAGAUCCAUAUCUCAGUGGCAUUAUGGGAGCCGAAACCGUUCGGGGUGUCCAAGACAACGGGGUUAUCGCAUGUGCAAAGCACUUCGUGGGCAAUGAACAGGAGUUACACAGGAACCCUCGUUUAGACGACGCUACUAACAAGACCGUUGAAACCUCCUCCAGUAAUAUGGACGACAGGACCAUGCACGAGCUCUAUAUGUGGCCGUUUGCAGACGCCGUGCACGCCGGGGUUGCAAGUAUCAUGUGUGCUUACGAGCGUCUCAACAACAGUUAUUCCUGCCACAACAGCAAAGCCCUCAAUGGACUUUUGAAAACCGAAUUAAGCUUCCAGGGAUUCGUAUUGAGUGACUGGUUUGCCCAGCACACUGGUGUUGCGAGCGCCAUGGCUGGCCUUGACAUGGUUAUGCCCUAUGGGGACAUGUACUGGGGUCCCAACCUUACAAAUGCAGUGCGCAACGGGUCCGUGCCAGAGUCCCAAAUCAACAAUAUGGCGACAAGAAUUAUGGCAGCUUGGUAUCUGUCGCAUCAGGAUGACCCAGCUCUCCCGCCCGUUGGUAUUGGCAUCACUGCAGACUAUGGAAAGCCCCAUCCCGUUAUCGAUGCUCGGAACCCGGGUGAUGAGGGUGUUCUCCUGGAAGGAGCCAUCCAGGGUCAUGUAUUGGUUAAGAACGUCGAUAAUGCCUUGCCAUUGUCCAAUCCACGUAUAUUAUCGAUUUACGGGUACGAUGCGAAGGUCGCGGACACCAAUAUUGCAAAGGCCGGGAUAAAUGGCUGGACUCAGGGCCUGCAGGCACACGAUUACCGGAGUGUUGAAUGCGGCUUCGGCCUGACUGGGGGUGACUGCCCUCCAUUCGCCCCUAUUGCCUUCAAUGGGACAAUAAUUGGUGGUGGUGGCUCUGCGGCAAUUACGCCCGUGUAUAUUAGCAGUCCAUUUCAGGCCUUGGAUGCCCGUGCACGCCGAGAUAGAACACAGUUAUUUUGGGAACUGGAAGGUGCUGAGGUCACUAACAUCGAGUCAGAUGCCUGCCUCGUUUUCAUCAAUGCGGCCUCGUCUGAAGGGGUCGAUCGACCGUCCUUGAGAGAUGAUUACUCGGAUGGACUCAUCAUGGACAUUGCUUCACAGUGCAACAAUACGGUGGUUAUCAUACACAAUGCAGGUGUCCGACUAGUUGAUCAAUGGAUUGAUCAUCCGAACGUUACGGCUGUGAUACUUGCCCAUCUGCCUGGCCAGGACUCUGGAGAAGCCAUUACCCAGAUCCUGUACGGAGACGUCAGCCCAAGUGGAAAACUUCCUUAUACAUUGCCGCGUAACGAGUCAGACUAUGGGUCACUUCUCAACCCGGUCACAUAUUCAGGGUGGGACCGGUAUUUCCCGCAGGACAACUUUACCGAGGGCGUUUUCAUCGACUAUCGCGCAUUUGAUAGAAACAGCAUCGUUCCGCGCUUCGAGUUCGGGUUCGGUAUGACAUAUACGACAUUUGAGUAUGCGAACCUUGAUGUUCGUCACACUGUGGAUCUAUCUGAGCUGUCGGAGUAUCCAACUGGACCUGUGAUUCCCGGCGGCAGUGCGGACCUUUGGGACACCGUUGCGGUUGUAACAGCUGAGAUCACCAAUACUGGUCCGAUGGAGGCUGCAGAGAUUGCACAGCUAUAUAUUCAGAUUCCGGAUGAAGAGCAGCCAGUCUUACAGUUGCGAGGAUUUGACAAGGUAACAAUUCCCCCUGGUGAGGCCAGGGCUGUUGACUUUAAUAUCAGGCGUCGUGAUAUCAGCAUUUGGGAUGUGGCAUCUCAGCAGUGGAAACUGAUCAUUGGAGGCCAGUAUCCCAUUUUUGUUGGAGCCAGCUCCCGAAAUAUCAUGUUGAAUGGGACACUGGAAUUGUGA